AUGUCCACUUUCUGCCUAGACCUGCAGGCGUCCGCCGUGGUUUCAGCACCACAGGAGCUGGACAGCGACUGCAUGGAGCCCCGGGACAGCUCCGCCGCUCAUGAGCCCGGCGGCUUUCAGGGUCACCCGCUGCCGCACGCCGGGUCCGGAGGCCUCGGCAUGGCCUUGGAGGAGGAACUGGCCAUGCUUACCGGGGACCGGGACGACGAGGAGGAGCUGUCGGACCUAGAGACGCCUGCGGUGGGGCAGAACGCAGACUUGCUGUCGCUCUUCCGUCAAAAGGAAAAAGACUUGGUUUUAGCUGCUAAACUCGGCAAAGCGCUGCUGGAGAGAAACCAAGACUUGACCAAGCAAUAUGAGAAAAUGCACAAAGAUCUCAACGAGAAAUUAGAGCACUUGGAGCAGGAGAAGCAUGAGUUGCGUAGGCGUCUGGAAAGUCGAGAGGGGGAGUGGGAGGGCCGUGUUGCCGAGCUGGAGACCGACGUCCAGCAGCUGCAGGGUGAGCUGGAGCGGCAUCAGGUCCAGCUGAGAGAGGCUGACAGAGACAAGACCAAGUCCAUCAGCGAGCUCUCCGAACAGAACCAUAGACUGCUGGAGCAACUCAGUAGGGCUGCAGAGGUGGAAAGGCAGUUGUCCACUCAGGUCCAUUCAUUACGGGAUGACUUCAGGGAGAAGAGUAUGUCUACAAGCCAGCACAUGACUCGACUAGAGACUCUACAGGCUGAGAUUAAGAUGCUGUCGGAGAGGAAGAUGGAGCUGGAGCGCCGCGUGAACGCCAUGCUGGAGGAGAAUGAGCUGCUGCAGAAUACAGUGGAGGACCUCCGAGAGAGGACGCUGGUGUUGGAGAGGCAGUCUCACACGAAGGACCUACAGUUACGGCAGAGCCAGCUGGAGCUUCAGGAGGUUCAGAUGUCCCACAGGCAGCUGGCUGCUCGGCUGGAGGAGCUGACGGAGGAGCACAGCCUCCAUGGCCUCACCCCGCACCCGUCCAGCCUGCUGUGUGAGAUAGAACAGAGCAUGGAGCAGGAGGAGCAGGAGCAGGAGAGAGAGCAGCUGCGUCUUCAGCUAUGGGAGGCCUACUGUGAAGUUCGCUCGCUCUGCUCCCAUCUGCGGGGAAAUGACGUCACUGAUUCGGCGCUGUCCACUGACUCUUCCAUGGACGAGUCCUCGGAGACGUCCUCAGCCAAGGAUGUGCCUACUGGGAGCCUCCACACCAGCCUGCUAGAGCUACGGAGGCUCACACAGAAUCUGCUGGAUGGCAACGAGUCCACGGGCUCGCCGCGCAGUGAUGAGGAGGCUCUGGAGGAGCAGACGAGGAAGCUAGGAGAGGAGCUGAGGGAAGUCAGAGAGCUGUACGAAGCUGAGCAGGACAAAACACGCAGCAAUGAAGACAAGGUGCUGCAGCUGCACAAUCAGAUGGCGCUGCUCUCUGUAGAGAUGUGCUCUCUCCGGGAGGACAACGAGCGGAUGAGGACGAUGGCUGAAGUCCGAGAACCCAGCGAGCAGCUCCAGACUGCUAUCAGAGACAGAGACGACGCCAUAACCAAGAAGAAAGCAGUGGAGAUGGAGCUGGCCAAGUGUAAAAUAGACAUCAUGUCUCUGAACAGCCAGCUCCUGGACGCCAUCCAGCAGAAGCUCAACCUGUCGCAGCAGCUGGAGGCUUGGCAGGAUGAUAUGCACAGAGUGAUUGACCAGCAGUUGAUGGACAAGUACCAGGACGAGUGGCGCGCUGACCCUACCUCCCUGCCAGGGUCGUCCAGGGCCCAUGGCGGUCAGUCCUCCAGAAGAGCUCACCGCAUCUCCGACCGGGACAAGAGACUUUUCUCUUUUUUCAAAAAGAACUGAGCCUCAUUGGAGCACAGCAGACAGACAGAGACAGACGAGGCCAGGGACAAGGAGGGAGUGACAUCACAGUAUCGGGGUAACAACACAGCCAAAGACGGGCAGUGGCACACACUGAGGUGAGGGGAAGAUACUGCGGCCUGCAGCAAGCUUGGAUUAAACACCAGUCUCUCCUGCCGUAAUCAGACGUAACCAGACUGUAAUUUGUCUCACUUCAUGUCAAUUUUUUUUGUCAGAAAAACAACACAUUGUAACAUAUUUGGUUCUGUCCACAUUAUGUCCUGAUUACCGUUUGUUUCUUGUUUGACUGUUUGUCUUGUUGAAGACUGUCACUCCGACACUGUAGACUGUACUGAUUCAUUUUUUUAAUUGAAAGCAUUUUCUCAAAUGCUGCCUGCUGCGUGUCGGUGUGGUAAACAUCCUGAUGCUGCCGCUGAUGCUGAUGUGGGUCGAGUGUGUAUUGCAGUGACAGACGGACACGCCAUCGAGUGUGUUUUCUGUUGCUCGUCUCGACUUGGUCGGAUGUUGUUUUGGAAUUUAGUGCUUUCGGUGGGCUCAUUGUGCUCCGUGUGAGUGCUUCCAUUCACCACUGACUAACGGCACUGUUUUCAGAAUGCUUCAAACUAUUCAAACUAUUUAUCAUGCAAUUUUCUUAGCAUUUUGGGGGAUUUUUUUGUACAAAUAAAUACUUUACAAUCUU
Molecule: messenger RNA, 2542 nt
Organism: Perca flavescens (yellow perch)
Lineage: Eukaryota; Metazoa; Chordata; Actinopteri; Perciformes; Percidae
Gene: bicdl1
Product: BICD family like cargo adaptor 1
Exons: 11
Coding region: 1-1845 (614 amino acids)
Biological process (GO): vesicle transport along microtubule; Golgi to secretory granule transport
Source: RefSeq, a predicted model, not a curated record